AUUUGGGUAAAUAUUUUAAAAAUAAUUUCACAGUUACAGAGUGUAAUAAAGUUUAGAACCAAUUAUUAUUUAAUAUGUCACCAUGUAAUAACUCCAUGAACUUGAAGUUGUUCGCUGAUAUCAGCUUCAAAACAAUGACAAACUGCAACAUAUAAACAACUUUUGUCGAGAACAGACUCCGGCUACCUAACGACUAUUAUUAGCACUCUACUUUCUGUUUUGCCUUAGAUAGUUACUUUUAUAAAUCAGUUACACAAAUGUAAAUCAUCUGUUACAUUUUUUUAACAUUUGUUUUAUUUAGAGGACAGGUUUGCUGUACUUGGCAGUGCUGAGGUCUUACCAAACAACUCAAACUGGAGGUUGUGUUUGACACCUUCGUGACUUGACUGAGAGAAUGACUUGACAGACGGCCCCAUCUAGCUAUAGUUGUGACAUGUUUACAAGAAGGACUCUGCUAGAGAGCAUAUGCACCCAGUCAAUAGUUACAGGCCAGCUUUGAAGAGCUAUUUAAGUUGACAAGCCAUUCAUCGAAACCCAGCUAAAAAUAAACUCUUGCACAUUCACUGGAUCCUGAAAAUGUAAUUGCAGACAGUAUCUAGAAUGAUAAGAUUGACUAAAUUUAGAAUUUGAAUAGGCUUUACUCUUUUGUAGAUACAAGUAAGUGCCAUAAUAAAGGAAAAUACUUCAGUAAAUGAGGAAUACGAAGUACAGUGCCUUCAGAAAGUAUUCACACCCCUUGACUUACUCCAAAUUGUGUUAUACAGCCUGAAUUCAAAAUGAAUCAAAUCAAAAUCUCACCCAUCUAUACACAAUACCUCGUAAUUACAAAGUGAAAACAUGUUUUGCAGAUUUAUUGAAAAUCAAAAGUAAAUACCUCAUUUACAUAAGUAUUCACACCUAGGGCUUUUGUGGUGACCCUAUUACCGCCACACCGUGUGCCACCAGUCAUGAAGGCAGUCAAAUUCCACGUGACCUUUCAGUCACUGUUAUUGGGCUUCUCCAAUAACAGUGCCAUUCUAAAUCAGAGCGUAUUUCACACAUAUAUUAUUUAUUAUAUGCCAAGACGAGAUUUUUGUGUGACUGUUUCGAAUCAGAGUCGGACACCUCAUGUAGCCUAACCCAUAGGCCUAUAUGUUUUGAUAAGGUUUGUAAUCACAACUAAAGUGGCCAAAAACUUCUUAAAAUGAAGUACAUUAAUCCUCUUUACAAGGGGUGCAGAGCCUAACGGGCAUAUAUGCAGCGCGUGAGUUUCAAGUUUGGGAAAGAUAAUUUUCACCAUAAAAAUGCAUCUUUAUAAUAAAUGCAUUACAUGCAUAAUCGCAUUCAUGGUCACUUUUGAUAAUGUUGUUUUCCCGCUAAUGGAACAUUUGCGCUUAUAACCUACUGCUGUGUGUGCAUUACUGUACUUAUAAUGGGAAGAUAUAGCCGAAUAGUUUAUCAACAUUUUUAGCUAAAUGUUCUGAUCUGUUGCGUCAGCCUCAUUGCGUAAAAAAAUAUAUUAAUUUGGGAUCUAUCGCAUCUUACAACUGUCCCAGAAUAUGUUUGGAAUAUGUAUUUAUCCCACAGAGUAGAAUUUGUACUAUGGGGGAUAGUAGAUUGACAUAGGCUAGUGCUUUUGCAGUUCGUUAAGCCUAUUCAUCUUGUUGGCUAUAUCUUCAAUAUGCACCUCGGAAUUGGAUAAGGACGCGCAAAGUUGUGUCCCGGGUGCUUCUGAUUUUAGGGUGCAUUAUCGCCACACAAAGGGGAGGCCGCCGGGAAAUUCGAGGCAUAAUCAAGUGCUUCUCAAUUUGUAAUUUAGAGACUGACAAAGAGUGUACAGACUUCGCAAAAAAAACAUAGCAGAGCUCAUGUCUUUCAAGCAACUUAAAAAAAAAUCAUCAUUAGAGUCGCAUCAUUCAGCCUUACAAUGUAUUAACAAAUCCAAACAUAUAGCCCAGUUUUUGUAGAACAACUAAAGUUACAUUAAUAACUAUCAAUAAGCAUAUAGGAGUACAUAUUUCUUUGUUAACCGCUCAACAGAAUAGCCACGUGUGCACUCCCUCAAAUCAGUUGGAGAAAAUAUCCUGUCUAUUUUAUUCAGCUUUGUUCAAUUGUAUUCUUCAUACUACAAAAUAAUAUGAAAUAAUGCCACGGAAUUCUAAGCAAGUCUUGUCUGUUAAAUUAACUAGUGUAGCCCACAGCCAUUUGGCAUAGCCAUAUCAGGAACUAAUUAAGGACAACUCAAAGUAUGCUAUUCAUUCUUCUGAAAUAGGCUACAUUUUCUUCAUAUCAUGUUUCUUUAGACCUGUCUAAAAUAAAUAAUGGAUUCAUUGUGAAGGUGUAGGAUAUAUUACAUGGAUUUUAUUAGACUUUUUAAAAUGUAGAUGUUCCAAAGGUCUGCAUCAGUGGCUUAGGGUCAUGUAUGAAAAUGCCCAUUUCCCAUUGUUUUGACUACCAUGGCUAGAAGAGAUCUCACGACUUUAAAAGAGGGGUUUGUGGUGGCCAAACACCCUAUUAAGACACUUUAUGCUGGUGUUUCCUUUAUUGUUUCCUUUAUUUUGGCAGUUACCUGUACAUUGGCCAUUUAACCUCAUAUAUCCUAUGUAUGAAUGCUUAGGAUGUCAAUGUAUAAUAGUGUGAAAGUGUUUAAUGAAAAGUGUGUCUGUUUUUCUUUUUGCCGUAGACCUUCUGCGUGUACCAUCUUCAUCUCCAUUUCCUUCAACCCUACACUUGCAUGACCUGUGCUGUCUAGGCUAGAAGGCGUCGGCUCCCUGUUCUAUUGUGUGUCCUUUGACAAUGUCCAAUGUGCCUUCAUCUAGAUAUGCUGCUGCAAUAUCAGCCCUUUCCCUCAGUUUACCUGCUGUUAACCCCAACCCACCGCUUACCCCCAAAUCAUCCCUUACCCCCAAAUCCCUGACCCCUAAACCACUAGUUGACCCUACCCCCAAACCACCUCUUACCAUCAAACUAUCAUCAUAUUCGCCUUCACCUGAGAUUUUCGGAUCCGAUGAUGAGGAACAGGAGAAUCCAUCUGAUUACUGUAUAGGUGGCUACUACCCAGUGGAAAUUGGAGCAAUAUUCAUUGACCGUUACCAGGUGGUGAAGAAGUUGGGAUGGGGCCACUUCUCCACUGUGUGGCUAGGCUGGGACAUUGAGAAGAGGCGUUUUGUGGCUCUGAAGGUGGUAAAGAGUGCUCCAACCUUCACAGAGACUGGUUUGGAUGAGAUCAAGCUUCUGAAAUGUGUAAGGGACAGUGACCCAUCUGACCCUAAACGAGACACUGUUGUGCAACUUAUCGAUGACUUCAAGGUCUCUGGAGUCAAUGGGGAGCAUGUAUGCAUGGUUCUUGAAGUGCUGGGUCACCAACUGCUGAAGUGGAUCAUCAAAUCCAACUACACUGGCCUUCCCCUGCCCUGCGUUAAGAGCAUCCUCAGACAGGUUUUCCAGGGCUUAGAUUACUUGCACACUAAAUGCAAGAUUAUCCACACAGACAUCAAGCCAGAGAACAUCCUUUUGAGAGUGGAUGAUGUUUACGUCCAGGAGCUGGCAGCCGACACCAACCUACAGGAGCUGCCAGUUUCUCCUGCUCCCACAAGCUGUUCAGAAAAUACCAGUCUAAGAGAGAAGCAGAUUGUGUCAAACUUUUUGGGGAAGUUGACUGUGGCUUUCCAGAAUCUUGGGGUUUGGACCGGGAAGGUUUCCAGGAUCCCGAGGGCCAGGUUGUCGAGGAAGGAGAACAAACAUCAACAGCCGCAACAGGGCGAGGACACUUUAGUUGACCGUCAGAAGAGGGCAAAACCUCAUGUGUCAUUCUCCAAUAUCACCACUCCCUGUAGCACUCCCAGUUCCACCUCUCCCCCUAAGCCUUCAGGUCCUGUGCGUACUACUUGGAGACGGAACCUGCUGCAUGAAGAAGCAAUGGGCUCUGACAGCAAGGAGUCAGUCUCAUCACUGAUAGAAGAUGCACCAUCAUUGACUACAAUGUCUCACUGUUCUAGACAAUCUACAGUGUUGCAUCCUUCUACCCAGAGAGACAACCAGCCCUCAUCACCAUCACAUGGGUUCAGUGAAACAGAUAUGUUGGUGAAUCUUCUGAAGCCACAGAAUGCUGAUGAAAUCCGCAUCAAGAUUGCAGAUCUGGGCAAUGCCUGCUGGGUGUACAAACACUUCACAGAGGACAUCCAGACCUGUCAGUACCGUUCUGUGGAGGUCCUGAUUGGGGCUGGCUAUGGCACUCCUGCAGACAUCUGGAGCACAGCCUGCAUGGCAUUUGAGCUGGCCACUGGAGAAUAUCUGUUUGAACCCCAUUCAGGGGACAACUUCUCUCGAGAAGAAGAUCACAUUGCUCACAUAAUUGAGUUGCUGGGACCCCUUCCAUCCCAGUUUGCCCUCUCAGGGAGAAACUCCAGGCGAUAUUUCAAUCACAAAGGGCAUCUGCGGCGCAUCUCAAGGCUGAAGCCGUGGAGUUUGUGUGAGAUCCUGCUGGAUAAAUACGAGUGGCCACGGGAGCAGGCAGUCCAGUUCAGUGCCUUCCUCCUCACCAUGCUGGAGCCCCUCCCAGAGAAGAGAGCUACCGCUUCCCAGUGUUUAAAACAUCCCUGGAUCUCCUCAUAGACAUCAUACUGUUACCUAGUGUCUGAACCCCUCUGGAUCUCCUCAUGGACACAGAGUCGCCACCACUGCCCAGUGUCUGAACCACCCUGGAUUACAUCAUAGACACAGCCGUCUCACCGAGGCCACAGAGGUUACAGAGGUGAAGUCCCUUAAUAUGAUGAUGAUUUCAAGGGCAAUUCCACCCAUUUUAAACCUCAUGUCAUUAUCUCAAGCACAAUACCAGUGUCUACAUAUGAAAUUUGCGUAUUUCUACUUUUUGUAGAACAAAAUAUAAAUGUAAAAAGUUAAACCCGAUGGAUGACAUCAACAGUUGAAACAUAAAAAAAAUAUGAUUUUCUAACACUGUGAGAUACGCGGCAAUGUGGGGAGCAAGGGGGGGGGGUUUGUGGGUCACGUAUGAAAUUCAGCAAGUGUUAUUUUUUUCAGAUGAUUUUCUGCAUGUGCUAUUUUUCUGUUUGCUCUGCGAGAGCAAUCAAUUAUCACUAUAUUUUGUCGGGUGAUUUGAAGCGUUUGAUGUGGAGAAAAUAACUUUUGGUAUGGAGAGAUGGACAUGAGAAACAAAUCCAGUUGAUGUAAAACUGUCACUGUUUAAUUUUACAGCUCUCUUUAGAUAUUCAUUUGAUAUUCCAGAUUAUUUCUGAUGUGAUGGCCUGUGUUCAGAGUAUUCAAAUUGAAGCACAUCAAUGACCAAAAUCAUAAAGAAGGCAAGACUUACUGGAAUACUGCCGUUUCAAAAGGACACUGGGAACAUUACUUUUGUUGUUGUCUUUCAUUGAAUAAAUGCUCUUUGUUUAUACAAGGCUUUCAUUAUC
This is a messenger RNA of Oncorhynchus nerka (sockeye salmon), 5405 nucleotides long. Its product is annotated as SRSF protein kinase 3-like. The coding region runs from base 2776 to 4593 and encodes 605 amino acids. The transcript is spliced from 14 exons. Gene Ontology annotation, cellular component: cytoplasm; nucleus. NCBI's taxonomy places the organism in Eukaryota, Metazoa, Chordata, Actinopteri, Salmoniformes, Salmonidae. Gene Ontology annotation, biological process: spliceosomal complex assembly; peptidyl-serine phosphorylation; regulation of mRNA processing. Gene Ontology annotation, molecular function: protein serine/threonine kinase activity; ATP binding. The record is from RefSeq and is a predicted model, not a curated record.